Messenger RNA from Fomitopsis serialis, 1338 nucleotides. Its product is annotated as EAP30/Vps36 family-domain-containing protein. The record is from RefSeq and is a predicted model, not a curated record. The coding region runs from base 345 to 1064 and encodes 239 amino acids. Gene Ontology annotation, biological process: protein transport to vacuole involved in ubiquitin-dependent protein catabolic process via the multivesicular body sorting pathway. Gene Ontology annotation, cellular component: ESCRT II complex. NCBI's taxonomy places the organism in Eukaryota, Fungi, Basidiomycota, Agaricomycetes, Polyporales, Fomitopsidaceae. The transcript has 5 exons.
ACCCUCUUCCGACAACCACGCACCUCCCUUAGGCUAUUGCCAGGACGAUUGCGGAAACGAGCCGGUCUCUUGACAACAUUGGGCAGGUACUUAACCGGAUCCGGAGACUUGCAGCCAACUGCAGGGGCGCCGGAUGUCCUCAGGUUCAAGUUGAACUCAUUCGAGGCACAGGCGUCCUCUUCGCUUGGGAUCGAGUGGUCACCGAACUGAGUAUCGGCUGUCCCAUACUUCGAGCUUGGAGUGCUGCAUUGACAGAAAUUGCACGAGCGCCGCCGAGGCUUACCCAAUCACCGCCGCAGUAUAGGUAUAAUCCUUGUGAAAUCCGUCCCCUCGCUCCGAUCGCUAUGCAUAGACUAGGAGGCGUCGGGAUCGCGGCCUUCGAUAGACAAAGCCAACAAAAGCGGUCUUUUGCAGAGCUCUCAACUGAGAUAUCUCAAGGACAAGUCGACCUUCUUCAUGCACAGCUUGCCCAGUUUCGCAGUGCAUUGGCACACUACGCCGCGACUCAUCGCGACUCUAUUCGCGACGACCCUCAAUUCCGACAUGCGUUCCAACGCAUGUGCACGUCCAUCGGAGUCGAUCCGCUGGCAGGCCCUAGAAAGGGUGGCUGGUGGGCGGAGAUGCUGAACCUCGGCGACUGGCAGUUCGAGCUCGGGGUGCAGAUCGUCGACGUCUGCAUGGGCGAGCUCGUGAGGCUCGUGAGCAAGCUCAGAGGCGUCAAGGGCGGUGUCAUCACGGAAGACGAUGUCAUCCGGAGCAUCAAGACGCUAAAGCCCCUCGGCGCUGGAUACGAGGUGCUGGACGUUGGUGCGGGUAAGAAGAUGGUGAGGAGCGUACCCAAGCAACUAGACGCGGACCAGGCGGUGGUGCUUGCCAUCGCUCAGGAGGAAGGUGGUCGCGUCUCAGAACAAACGCUAGUGCAGCGGAGAGGAUGGACCCAUGAACGUGCGCGCGCAGCGUUGGAGAACAUGUUACUCCGCGACGGGUUAUGUUGGUUAGACGAGCAGGAUGACGAACAAGGGGUCGCUUACUGGGUGCCGUCUGCUAUGCGGUGGGAUGAAUGAUAAGGACGUGUAUCAAUGGUGUACAAUUUGGACACUGCGAUAGUGUUACUCCUAUUACAAAUCGGUUGGUCAUGCCUUCGUCUGCAUCUGAGCACAUUUUCGGCAACGACGGCUAAGCCGCUCGAAAGGUAUCAUAUCAACGUGUGCGCAUGCAGCCUAGUGUUCAAUAUCCCAGAGGGCAUGGAUCGGCAAGAGCCGUUCGUGCUGAAGGGCCGUAAUUUGAACAACGUGUCUGUCUCAGACAAGUCUCCAUGAUGCAAUACAUAACUUGGUC